AUGGUGACAACUUUUAAAAUAGCAAUCCUUGGAGCACAAGGGGUUGGGAAAUCAGCAAUUGUGCACCAGUUCCUCUACAACGAUUAUAGUGAUCACUAUCUGCCCACAAAAGCACGUCGUGUCUACCUGCCUGCUGUGGUCAUGAACGAGCAUGUGCACGACCUACAGAUAAUGGACUUUCCGCCCAUUCCAUCCUUCCCAGUCAACACUCUGCAGGAAUGGGCGGACACGUGUUGUCGAGGACUGCGGAGCGCUCAUGCCUACAUACUGGUUUAUGACAUCUGCUGCUUUGACAGCUUUGAAUACAUCAAAACAAUUCGACAACAAAUAUUAGACACAAGAAUGAUUGGAACCAACGAAAUCCCUAUCAUCAUCGUCGGUAACAAACGGGACUUGCAGAGGGGCCGUGUUAUUCCCAGGCGGAACGUUUCUAACCUUGUGAAGAAGACAUGGAAGUGCGGCUACAUUGAAUGCUCGGCCAAGUACAACUGGCACAUCCUCAUGUUGUUCAAUGAACUUUUAAAGACCAUUGGGUGCGUGCGCUGCAGGCACGUGCAUGCCGCCAUCCGUUUUCAGGGAGCCCUGCGACGAAACCGGUGUAGUGUGAUGUGA
Molecule: messenger RNA, 612 nt
Organism: Carcharodon carcharias (great white shark)
Lineage: Eukaryota; Metazoa; Chordata; Chondrichthyes; Lamniformes; Lamnidae
Product: ras-like protein family member 10B
Exons: 3
Coding region: 1-612 (203 amino acids)
Molecular function (GO): GTP binding; GTPase activity
Source: RefSeq, a predicted model, not a curated record